Messenger RNA from Carassius auratus (goldfish), 1039 nucleotides. Its product is annotated as trace amine-associated receptor 13c-like. The record is from RefSeq and is a predicted model, not a curated record. Gene Ontology annotation, molecular function: trace-amine receptor activity. The coding region runs from base 29 to 1039 and encodes 336 amino acids. Gene Ontology annotation, biological process: G protein-coupled receptor signaling pathway. Gene Ontology annotation, cellular component: membrane. The transcript has a single exon. Lineage: Eukaryota; Metazoa; Chordata; Actinopteri; Cypriniformes; Cyprinidae.
CAAACUCAUAACAGGAGGAGACUCACUCAUGGCCUAUGACACAGAGGAUUAUGAGACUCAGUUCUGCUUUCCUGCCAUCAACUCAUCAUGCAUCAAGGGAAAACGUUCCAGACAUGAAUACAAUAUAAUUUAUGUGUUUGUAUCAGUGUUAUCAGCAUGGACUGUGUUUCUGAACCUGCUGGUGAUCAUCUCUAUCUCUCACUUCAAGAAGCUUCAUACUCCAACCAACCUGCUCAUUCUCUCUCUGGCUGUUAAUGACCUGCUCACUGGACUUAUUGUGAUACCUGUAGAGGGCAUCAAACAAAUUGAGACAUGUUGGUACUUUGGAGACACUUACUGUGGUUUGUUUGUAAUUACCGUUAGGCUGCUCCUUUGUACAUCUCUUAGUACUUUAGUUUUAAUUGCUAUUGAUCGUUAUGUGGCUGUGUGUCACCCUUUACAGUACCCACUGAAAAUAACAACUACUAAAACAUUAAUAUGCAUCUAUCUCUGCUGGUUUUGCUGUUCAGUUUACAAUAUUGAGUAUGUAAUUAGUAACGGAUAUUUUAAUAUCUCACACAAAACAUUGUGUUAUGGCCAGUGUAUUGUCAUAAUUAGUCCUGUUUGGAGAUUUACUGAUUUGACCUUUUUCUUCCUGUUUCCUUGUGUUGUGAUCAUCACUGUAUAUUUAAGGAUAUUUUAUGUUGUGCAAUGGCAAGUAAAAGUUAUAAAUUCUCUAGUAAAAGGUGGUAAAUGUGUAGUGGAAAGUUCAGUGAAGAGGAAAUCUGAGAGCAAAGCUGCUCUGACAUUAGGAAUCAUUGUGACAGUUUAUUUGCUUUGCUGGAUUCCUUUCUAUAUCUGUUCGCUAACAGAAAUCACAAAAUUCUCUUCAACUACAAUGACAUUUUUAACAUGGACUUUGUAUGUUAGCUGUGGUCUGAAUCCUCUUAUCUAUGCUUUAUUUUACCGCUGGUUUAAAAUAUCAGUUAAAUACAUUCUAACUCUUAGAAUAUUUCAGCCAGCAUCCUCUCUGAUGGAAAUUUUUAUAGGUUGUCAUUAA